CUUACUACUAUUCUUGACAGCUGACUAUGUCCAGAUGCAUUGUCAUUCUCACACAAAUGUAGGCUGGAGCUGGUAUAAAAGCAGUCGUUUUACGAAGCAGUGGAACACCAGCCACCUUCCCGCUCCCUCUCCCUAUCCAACCUGCUAGCCUGUAAGCAUGUCCUCUGACACCGGCAGCCCUCUUCUUCUAUACACCGGUAAGACUCCAAAUGGCUACAAGGCGUCGAUACUCCUCGAGGAGCUGAAGCUAGCAUACGGUGGUCCCGACUAUGACGCGUUUUCAAUCGACAUUAGGACGAACGUCCAGAAAGAGCCAUGGUUCAUAAAAUUGAACCCAAACGGCCGCAUCCCUACGCUCGUGGAUCGCUCUCGCAACAACUUUACUGUCUUCGAGUCCGCAGCAAUACUGCUUUACCUUGAGCAGCAUUAUGACAAGGAGAAGAAAUUCGCAUUCGAUCCCGUCAGCGACCCGGACAACUACAGUGAAAUGAUUCAAUGGAUCUUCUUUGCCCAUGGCGGAGUAGGGCCAAUGCAAGGCCAAAAUCACCACUUCAACAGAUAUGCUCCCGAGGAUCUUCCCUAUGCAAAGAAACGCUAUAUCGACGAGACCAAGCGGCUCUACGAGGUGCUUGAAAUCCGCCUCUCCCAGGGUCGCGAAUACCUAGCUGGUCCUGGAAAGGGUGUUUAUUCCCUCGCCGAUCUGAACGUAUUCCCGUGGAUUAGGCUUCAUGAAUGGGCAAUGAUACCGACCUUAGACGAAUGGCCGAGCUUGAAGGCCUGGGUCAACAGGAUCUCCGAACGUCCCGGUGUCAAAGCAGGCGUGGCAGUCCCGUAACGAGUUUAGGGUGAAUUGCUAGGUACAGACAUAAGGCUGAAAUCGAAAUAGCACCUUGUAAUAGUAUAUGCCUGCAAGAACUC
Molecule: messenger RNA, 918 nt
Organism: Postia placenta MAD-698-R-SB12
Lineage: Eukaryota; Fungi; Basidiomycota; Agaricomycetes; Polyporales; Adustoporiaceae
Exons: 5
Coding region: 158-835 (225 amino acids)
Source: RefSeq, a predicted model, not a curated record